AUGUCACGACGGGCUCAACCCAUACAUUCACAUUCGACGCCUUCCUCCUCCUCCGUCCCACCUCGCCCGUCGUCCCCUCCUCGAUCGUUGUCCUUCUCGUCGUACCCGCACGCUCACCCACAUGCUUCAACUUCCACCCUCCCCCCACCGACGCCCACCACAGCAGGAAGCCAACACCCAUCCCGUACACGACGAAACUCCCUCCUACCCUCCAACACGACGACCUCAGCUUCCGUAGCUGACCUCUCCACAAGCUACACCUCGCACAACCUCAGUCACGAGCAAUUGCAAGGCUUGAAGCGACAACGGCAUUGGAGUACAUUGUCCCUCAGUCCGAGAAGACAGGGACAAGGCACCAGUGACGCGGGCACGAGUGUUAGCAAACCUACGGCCAAGGCCAGGACGAGGUAUGUGAGGGGGUCGAAUUUGGCCGCGCCGAACGGGGAGACGAGUUAUGCUGGUCGGGAGCAUGGCCAGGACGACGGAGAGGGGCAAGGGGGAGGGGAUCGCGAACGCGAACGUUGGACCAGGGUCGACCGAAUGAGGAAUUGGCGCAACGAUGCCAUGACCCAACAUCUCUAUUCGACCGCAGAGUUUUGGGGCGCAAAGAUCUUGGCCAUCACUGGUGAGUGUCAUCCCGGCUCGAGGGAGGAACUGACCUCGGAGGCGAGCGAGUCCGUCCUAACUUUUUCUGCUUCUUCCACAGCCAAUCCUGACGACGCCUUCUGGCUCGCUCAAACGCAUUUCCUGACCCAUCAAUACGCACAAGCCGAACGCAUACUCACCUCCAUCCGACCCGGCUCUCCAUCGGCGAGAUUGACCGAUACCUCGUUGGCUUGUCGGUACCUCGCUGCUCAAUGCCAAGUCCGGUUGGGCAAAUGGGACGACGCGUUGGAGAUGGUCGGGUGGAACGGGUCGAAUUUCAUCUUGGAUGGAUUGGAUGACGAUGUGGAACAGGAGGAAGAAGGAAAUGACACGAGUGCAGGGGCUGCGGAUAAUGGGAUCAAGGUGGGUUUUCACCACGGGCCCAUUCUCGUCUUGAUCGACGCUGAUAAUGCCACUUAGGGUAUUCAUAGCUCACCGCAUCAACCGCACACCUUCGGGGAUUGAUCCACCUUCACUUGGGAGCGACCGAUCUUGCCAAAGAGGCGUUCAUGGAGGCCUUGACCAAGGAUGUGAAAUGCUUUGAGAGCUUUCAGGUGCUCGUGGGGAGCGAGAUGAUGACCAAUUCUGAAGGUGCGUUGGAGCCAAAGGGGACAGGAACACUAUUUCAAGGAACUGGCUCUGAUUUGAGUGGCGUCGACGAAUCUACUAUGCAGAAUGGGAGUUCAUACAAGGCUUGCCGUAUACUGCUCAAACCGAAGACGACGCCGACUUUAUUCAGUUAAUGUACACCGUGCGAUUGAAGAAGGUAGGCGAUGGGGACCCCAAUCGGCCGUCCUGCGCAUCGCUGAUACAGUUCUCGUCCGCUGCAGAUGACUCAUCAUGAGGAGAUGGCGAUGGCGCGGCAACGCCUCACACACGAGUUUGGUCUGGGCGAUGACCCCGAUGUCAUGUUCAGUCUCGUCGACGAGCUCUAUACCAGCCUCCGCUUCGCGGAAUGCUACAAGCUCACCUCAAAGUGCGUAGGGACUUUCGUCACGGUGAUGCACCUUAUUCUCGUUCACUCACUCAUGGUACUUCUUUUCCGCACAGGAUUUUAUCGAUUCACUCUUCCCAUCGACCGACAUUACCGAUACACCUCUCGUGCAUGCACCAUCUACCUCAUCUGCGGUCCAAGCUGUAUCUCUACGCUCAUCAUCUCGUCGAUAACGAGCCGGAUGAUUGCACAAGCUGGUAUGCCGUUGGGCUGUGGUACUUUUCCGGCAAGAGGUGGGAAGAGUCAAGGCGGUAUUUUGGGUACAUCUCUAUUCAACCCCAGCAGUGGUUUCGUGUGCGAGUAUGUGGUGACUGAUCUCUCUCUCUCUCGGGUUCAAUCUUGCGUCUUGCGCAGUAAAUCCGUCUUGCUCGACUCUCGCUUCGGACCCGCCUGGCUCGCUUUUGCGCAUUCCUACGCCUUCGAAGGCGAACACGACCAAGCCAUCACAGCCUACUCCACCGCCCUUCGUCAUUCCCAAGGCUCGCAUCUCCCCCUCCUCUUCAUCGGAAUGCAGCAUUUGGGCUUGAUGAAUCUGACUUUGGCGCAUGAGUACAUCUCCACUGCACGUAAGAUGUGCGAGGAGGAUCCCUUGGCGAAUAAUGAGUUGGGCGUGGCGUGCUUUCAUAUGGGGAGGUCAGUUUUGGGUCCUAGCGCUUUGUGCCGCGUUGGUUCAGAUCAACAUACUGAUAAAUGGCCUUUAUCCCUUUAGAUACGCCGAAGCGAUCAACCACUUCAAUUGCGCAUUGGUGCUCGCCGCAAGAGUGCAGGCCCCCCCGAGCGCAUGGGCAGCAACACAUCUCAACCUCGGGCAUACGUAUCGCAAGCUAGGGUGAGUCCCCGGUAGUUGAAUACACAGUUCAAGUACCCUUCUCUGACGUGUAACCAAACUGCGUUCGCUCAGCCGUCUCGCCGAAGCGCACACCUCCUUCCGUCUCGUCAUCUCCCUCGAACCUCGUUCCUCGUCCGCCUACGCCGCCCUAGGCAUGGUCGAACACCGACUCUCGCACUACCAAGAAGCCAUUGCCCGCUACCACGAAGCCUUAUCCAUCACACCGGGAGAUCCCGUGGUGUGUGAUCUGUUGAAUUUGGCAUUGGAGGAAGCGGCGGGGUUGAUUUCGAAAGGGCGGAUUGGGUUCCCUGGGUUAGGGGAGGGGACGCUGAGGGAUAUUGAUCGGAUGGUGGAGGAGUUGGAGAAGGAUGUCUUGUUGGGGAGAAGUCCGCAGAUUGGUGGGGUUGCGGAGGGGAUCGGAGGGGAGAUGAGGGUGGGGGAACUACGCAGGAGAGAUGGAGGUGGGAGAGAAGCGGAGAUGGGUUUGGGUUUGGAACAGGAUGAUGAAGAGGAGGAAGAGGAGGAGGAAGAGGAUGGUCUAGGUGAGGAUCAGGGUGAUGAGGAGUCGAUGGAUAUGUCCUAA
Messenger RNA from Microbotryum saponariae, 3051 nucleotides. The record is from the annotation of a GenBank genome assembly. Lineage: Eukaryota; Fungi; Basidiomycota; Microbotryomycetes; Microbotryales; Microbotryaceae.